Messenger RNA from Sarcophilus harrisii (Tasmanian devil), 7687 nucleotides. It is a transcript of the gene AKIRIN1, whose product is annotated as akirin 1. Gene Ontology annotation, cellular component: nucleus; chromatin. Bases 186 to 758 code for a protein of 190 amino acids. Lineage: Eukaryota; Metazoa; Chordata; Mammalia; Dasyuromorphia; Dasyuridae. The record is from RefSeq and is a predicted model, not a curated record. Gene Ontology annotation, biological process: positive regulation of macrophage chemotaxis; positive regulation of myoblast differentiation; myoblast migration involved in skeletal muscle regeneration. Gene Ontology annotation, molecular function: transcription coregulator activity. The transcript has 5 exons.
CUCCUAGUGACGUCACAGGGGCGGGGCUCAGCGGUGCUGCCGGGUGCGGGAGGCGCCAUUGGAGCCGGCUCUGCCCGAGAGCCCCGAGCGGAGGCGCCGAGCAGGUCGGGCCAUCUCACCGCCGCCGCCGCCGCCGCCGCCCUCCUUCUCCUCGUUCCCUCGUCUUCGUCCUUCGGUCCCCGAGCAUGGCGUGCGGGGCGACACUGAAACGGCCCAUGGAGUUCGAGGCGGCGCUGCUGAGCCCCGGUUCUCCGAAGCGGCGGCGCUGCGCCCCCCUGCCGGGCCCCGCGCCGGGCCUGCGGCCCCCGGACACCGAGCCGCCGCCGCCGCCUCAGCCCCAGCUCCAGCCGCCGCCGCCGUCCCCGCCCGGCAGCGACCGCCGCCUGCGGACCCCGGAGCAAAUAUUUCAGAACAUCAAACAAGAAUACAGCCGAUAUCAGAGGUGGAGACAAUUAGAAGUUGUCCUUAAUCAGAGUGAAUCAGCCUGCACUUCAGAGGGUCAGUCACACUCCUCAGGACUCACUGCACCGAGCUCACCAGGUUCGUCCUGGAUGAAAAAGGACCAGCCAACAUUUACAUUACGACAAGUUGGUAUAUUGUGUGAACGUCUCUUAAAAGACUAUGAAGAUAGAAUUCGAGAGGAAUAUGAGCAAAUUCUCAAUACAAAAUUAGCAGAACAAUAUGAAUCUUUUGUGAAAUUCACACAUGAUCAGAUCAUGCGACGAUAUGGGACAAGGCCAACAAGCUAUGUGUCUUGAAUUUUCUUUGCAUAUCUGGGUACCUGGUCUGACCUCAAGAGAUGGCUGCUGUACACUUUUGCAACUGGUUUGAUAUCACAUUUCAGCUCCAACUUUGCAUCCUGAGAACACUUAAAAUAUCUCUGCAGGUCCAUUUUUAUAUAACUUGAAAGACCUUGAAACUUUCUGGUUGCCACAAAGCAUAACUUUCUUUUCUGCUCAGCCAAUAAACAGCUGUGCCCUACCAUGAGAUAUUUCCCAAACACAAAAUACAUGGAGCAGCAGUUUAGCAACGUAAGCCUUUAUUGGCGCUAAGCAGAUGGAACGUCUCCCCAAGCCCAGUUCUGUAAGGUGUGUGUGUGGGGGUAUGUGUGUGUGGGGUGUGUGUAGAUUUGGGUGUACUUUUUAAGUUAUUAUUUGUACUGUGCAAAUUUUCUGAUCUUGGGGAUCCUGGCUGUGAAUUUGAUGCACGACAAUUAUGGUUAGAAACAUUUUUUGGUCUACAAGGAUCAAUAAUGUUUUGGUGACCAUAGAAGUUAUAACCGUGGAUUGUUUUGUGUGUAGCUAUUAUUGUUAAAUACAGGGACUAUUUUCAGGCACAGAAUAUUAAUCAUAAUUUAGGUUGGACAAUAGAUGUGAUUAUGACGACAGAGAGGGGUUUUUUGUGCUUGUAAGUUUUAUACACAGCAUGGAAUUAGUACAAGCUGGAGAAAGGAUCAUUUGACCUAUGGACUCGGCCUAGCCGUGCUAAGAAAACACCUUGACUCCAAGCCUUAAAAAUACACAUGUGGAGUCUGCAGCUCCCAGUGGUUUGUGUGCUCAUUUACACAGCCAGGAGCUCCACCAACACUUUUGACCUCUCCGAAGAAAAGGCUUCCCCAAGAGCAGCAGUAGGUUUUGCUUAUCUCAGUAUCACACAAGUGAAUGAGGGUGACCCUGCUCGGUCCAGCAUUGUAUUGUUACAGUUCGUAACGGUACAUUUAUCUUGGGUCAUUAGACUAGAAACAAAACUUCUGAUCCCACAUUCAGGUUUUUCCAAAUUCUUCCAAGAUGUUUCAGUGCUUGGCUGCUUGGAUUUUUUUUUUUUUUUUUUUAAGGGUGUGCAAACCCUUCCCUGAGUUGAUAACAUGCUGUUCUUCUCCUUUGAAUUUCCAAGGUUGAAGGACAGAAAGUAACCUCUGUUUUGAGGAGGUGGAAGUUCAGUGUACCUUUUUUUUUUUCUUUUUUUUUUUUUUUUUUACUGUGACUUGUCAAGGACCAUAUUCCACAGCAAUGCCUUGUUUCAUUUAUUAUUGUUUCUUGAAAGUUAAAUGUUUUUAGUUUAUAAAUAUAGGCUAGAAUUUUAAAUUAGGGCUUAUUUUGAAAAAUGCUGAGUUUAGUUCAAAUGUAUGCCAAUGCCUUCUGGGUGGAUAAUAUUCAGAGACAAUUGUUCUUGAUCAGACGGCAUAGAGAAACCUUUUGGAAUAGUCACAUUUACAGAUUGCCUAUUGAUGAAUGUCUUUGACUUAAAUCUAACCAAAAAACUACAAUGUUAUCCUUUGUACAUUUUCAUUAUAUAGUGUUACAAGCUUAGUUGCAAACCAAUAAAAUACUUAAGCUAUUUGUUUACCUUGCCUUCUUAAUAUUGUUAUCAAACAUUUAUUUAAUUCAUGUGAUUUUAUAGGAGGCUACAAUAAUCAUUUCCAGAUUUUGACAUGACAUGGAAGAUUUUGUUUUUUCUUCCCCAGCCCGGGGAUGAUCUUUAAUGAUUAAAAAGUGAUUUUUAUCUCAGUUUCAAGGGUAAUUGCUUCAUGUCUAUUUAUUUUUUCUUCAAGUGGCAAUGGCUAUCAGUAAUAGUUAGGAAGUUAGAUCUUCUAGAAUGUAAGCUUCCUGAGGAUAAAGACUUCAUUUAUCUUUACCUCCACUAAAGCCAAGCAUAAUAUUGUAUAGUACUGCAAUAGACGUGUAGUAUCAUCCACAUUUUGGUCAUCCAAAUGUCAGAAUCAUAGAAAGGAGCUUUGAGAUCAUUGAGUUCAGCCUCAUCAUUUUAUAAAACUCACUCACCCAUAGUUAAACAGCUGAGAAAUUUGGACAAGGUCUACUGACCAUGUUCUUUUGGAAUAAAAUUGUUCUUCACAUCACAGGUUGGGUGGGCAUGACUUACUACCCUCAGAUGAGAUGAGCUACCCCCAACUUUUAGCUGAGAGGAUCUAUCUUGAAGAGUUCUUCUCCAAGGUUUCUCUCAGUUCAGUUCUGCAAAUGAGUGAGAUCUAAGGCUAAUACCUUAAAGGGGUAUAAGUGGGAAGCAGGGAAGAGGAUGUUUGAGGUAAAAGGAUAACCAAGGGGAAAAAAAACUACUUUUUUUUCUCUAUCUCUUAUCUCUGUUAAAGUUACCAUCCUUACCAGAGUGAUAAAAGCUGAGGUGAUUAGAGAGUAGUUUGCAGAGCUCAGAGUGUAUGCUGUAGACAGUGUUUGAACUUGGGAGUCAAUCAGCUUGAGUUCUUACCCUGCCAUCUGCUAUAAUACUGUAGGAGUUGGAUAACCCUUUCCUGCUCUGUAUUCUGUGACAAGGAAGAAUGAAAUGGGGCUGUGAUUUUUUUUUUUUUUUUUUUUUUUUUUUUUUUUUGAGAUCCUGGCAAGGAAAAUUAUCUAGGAAUUUUUGAGAAUAGAAGAGCUUGUCCCCUAGGUAAAAGUGAGCUAGCCUCAGAAUGAAUGAGUUAGAUGGUAGAAGGGGGAAAGUACCUUCUUAGGCCCUAGACAUUUCUGUAUCCACAGCACAGAACUGACCUAACCCCACAGAAGGAGGGAUCCAGGCUCCUGAGUGGUGAUAAUGAGUUCUUAGAACAAUUAAAGGAUUUUUCCAGCUAGUGAACUAAUUGAAAAAAAACUAUCACUGUUGGGAAAAUUCUUAUAUUUUAGGUCCGCUAUUGUCGAUUUCCUCAGAAGCACGGUUUUUUAAACAGUGUUUUUUAAAAACAAACAAAAAGAACCCUCACCUUUUAGAAUACCUAAGCUGGCAUUAGUGUGUUCUUAUUAGAAAUUAGAAUCUUCUGGCAGUAGUUAACCAAGGAAUCCUGGGGACUUAAUGGAGACAAAUCCAGGUGCUGUCACUGGGCAGGUCCAGUAGGGAAUAAGCAUUAAGUGUCAAGCACUGUGCUAAACACUUUAAAAUAUCACAUUUGCUCCUUGCAACCUAGGGAGGGAGUUGUUAUUGUGAUCCCCGAUUUGUGGUUGAGGAAACGGAGGCAGAGAAGUUAAAUGCCCAACGUUGGGCAGUGCUAGAAAGUGUCUGAAGCCAGGUCUUCCUGGUUCCAGCCUGGUGCCAUUUGGUUGCCAAGUAGAAGCCGUACUGGCCCAAAUGGGAAUGGCGAGAGGUGGGGGACCCCGUUUGCUAGGCCCAAUAGACAGCUCCUAGAGGAGCUUUGGAACAGUUGUGUUUCUGUCUUUGCAUCACCAGCAUGUGGCACUGUGCCUGGUACAUAAUAGGUAUUUAAUAAAUGCCUUAUGAGUUUAAUUGUGAUGGUGUUCCUGGUCAUGUGGUGUUGACUGGCUCAUUGGUGGUUAAAACAAAUGGAGAGUAAGCCUUUCAGCACUGUGCUGUGAUAUGUUUGAGGCAGCCAUCUCACCACAACUUAAAUUUACGUAGCAUUGGUGUAGCCACAUAAAUUUGGAGUUUAUGACAUUCCUUACAACCUUGUAGGAUGAGUAGUCCAAAGAUAAUUAAAUACCAUUUUAAAGGUGAGAAAACUGACUGAUGUAUUAAAAAAGGCAAAUUGACUUGUUCAGAGUCCCACCAUUGGUGUGUUUUAGCCAGGAUGGUUCAGACUCCAAUCUUUCCUACUCAAAGAUAACACGCCACCCAUAAUAAUCUGCUUCUCUUCUCUUCUUUCCUCUCCCUUCUCCAUAAGGAGAAAAGCUGAUUCUGAACUUGAACUAUGUGGCCCUUGUCUUGCUUAUCAUGUGCCUUACACAUUAUGGGUACUUCAUAAAUGUUUCCUAUUAUCCAUUUCUCCUAAUAGACUUCCAUCAGUUCCUCCAGGCCCUCAUAUCCAUUAUCUUUGAACCAUUUAGUUCAAGAAACAUCAAUGAAGCCACAUUUUCCAUUUUCAUAUUAUUGUUAGGAAAGUGUGCUAAGGAGUAGGCAGGGCAGAUUUGGGAGGGGGGAGGUUCAAAGAGGGUCCUUAAUUGUUUGGAUCAGCACUUGACAGAAAGGGACCUUGUACUGGGGAGGAGGGGAAUAUAUAAAUAUCUGAGACCUCAGUCCAGUGGUGGUACGCACAGAGAGUCUACCAUAUAAUAGGAGAGAUUAGAAGUGGAAGAUGACUUGGCUAGAGAGACUUGGAGCAGGUUCCACUUGGAGAAUGGCAUUUAAGCUGGUUCUUAACAGGCAGAAGGAAGGAAGGUGGUGGGCAUGGGGUGAGCAACAUAGUCUGUGUGGGAAAUAGCAAGUUGGAACAGCAGUUCUGUGGAAGAACUCUGGAAAGGUAGUUUGGGACCAGACUCCAGUGGCCUUGGCUUUUGGCUGUUGUUUGGCAGGCAAUUAAAGGUUAGUUUUGAACCAGGGAUAUGAUAAUUAAACAUCAAGCUGAAUUGAUGACAAAAAUACUAGAUUGAUUUGGAGAAACCAGGUAGUUGAUGGUGAGGGUCUGAGCGAGAAUAAGAAGCAGUGGGAAUAGUGAGGAAGAAAAAAAGGAAGCCUUGAGGGGACUUUCCUCAUUGGAUGUGAUUGAUUCAUCGUUUCAAGGUUUAUUAAGCACUCACUAUAUGGCUGUUCCAGGAGCAAGGGCAAAUAUAAAUUGAGAUUAGAUGCUUACAUUCCAGGAGGAGAAUAAGAUACCCUGCUAAUUAUAAAAUAUGUGAGAUAGAUCGCUAAGGGGUGUGUGUGUGUGUCUGGUGGAAGACAGAGAAGACAUCAUGGAGAAAGUGGCCAUUGAGACUGGGGAGAAGUCUGAAGGAAUAUCCUACUUUGAGCCUAGGUGACAGGAGCUUUAGGAAUCACAAGGAGUUUGAUGUAAUAAAAAGAGCUCUAAAUUCUAAAUAGGAUUGUGUUUAAGUCCCAGCUCCACUUGCCACUUAUGUAAGCUUAGGUAGUCCCUUCAACUCUUUGGGUCUCAGUUUUUUCCACGUAUAAACUUACAGAUUGAAUUAGGGUCUGUGGUCUGUGAAUCUGAAAAAAGUUUGGGGAGAGGUAAUUUUCAACACAAUUUCCUUUGUAAUCCUCCAUAUUUUAUACAUUUAAAAACAUUCUCAGAAGGUUGCAUAGGCUUCAGACUUCAAAGGGGGAAGUGAAGGGUCCAUGACAAAAAUAAAGGUCUAGAACUCCUAAGUUAGGUGAUCUUCAAGGUUCUUUGUGACUCUCGGGCUUUAACCUGUGACUUUCUUCCAUAUCUCUAUCCUUGUUUCACAUUGACUCAGUAAGCCUCCCAUGAAGUCUAGCAUUCCCUAGAGUCCUCUGGUCAGCAGAUCUUGUCCAUUUGUUGGCUACUGCCCUCAGUCUGUUUCUCGUAGUCCUCCAUGCUCUCAACCAGAGUAUCAGUUCUCUGCCCCACCCACCCCCCAGCUUCUCAGAUGCCUUCCUGGGCAGUGCCACCAUGUGGCCACCACCAUCUGACUACCUGUUCCUCCAGCUGCUUGUCAUCAGAACCGCCCCAACUGCUGACCCCCAGCAGCAUCCCCCAGAGGUCAGGGCUCUCCAUAUUGAAGGUGAGGGAGCUGAGACUUAGAUGAAGUGGUUUGUGUCUGCAUAUAGGGCUGGGGGUUUGAAUUCAGGUCUUGAUGUUGUGCCAGCUAGUGCUUCUCAGUUUUAUCUUAUCUAUCUACCCGUCAACUUCAGUUCACAAAAUAUAGACUGAAAGAAUCAGUGGGUUACUUAGCCUAACUCCCAACCAGAAAGUUGUGAUCUCAGUCACUUGCCCUUCUGAAGAAGGAUUCUAACCCAGAUCAGAAUCCACUGAAGGUCCCUAACUUUGCCCUCCGCCUUCCAAACCCCUAGGCUACCUCCUGUGAAGCUUUUCUUGGACCUUCCUCUUCCUUGGGCCCACCAAGAACUUCAGAAGAUCCACUUACUAGCUCUGUGACCAAGAACUAGCUAUUUCUCUUUUCUGUGCCUCUUUUUCUACUGAAAUGAGGGUAAUAAUACUUGUCUUACCUGCUUCUUGUGAGGAAAAUAUUUUGUAAAUUUAAGGAUUAACUUGGAAACUAUAAUCAUGCUAACCCUUUCAAAGCCAUCACCAGAUUACUUAAACAUAUCUCUUUUCUUCUGAUCCCAUUUGUAUAACUUCUAAGUCUUUUUUUCUUCUUAAGGUUCCUGACCUGAAACACCUCCUUCCCCCUUUUCAGCCCAUCAGGGGCCUUUUGACAUAAUAUUACUUAUGAAAGCCUACCUCAACCUAGAAGCCUGGGCACUUGUAGAAAGCAAUUUGGAACUUUGUCCUCCGAAUCUUUAAACUGCACAAACAUUUUUUAUUGUAAUUGUUUUCAUGUUGGCAAAGAAAUUGAUUGGGGGAGAAGACUAUAUCACUUGGGGGUUGAUUGAAUAAAUUAUGGCAUCUAAGUAAUGAAAUGUGCUAUGAGAAAUGAAAAAGCUUUUGGCAAAUUCUAGGAAGAGUUGUAUGAAUGGACAAACUGAAGAGAAAAUGUAUACACAAUAUUGUAAAAGGAAAGGAAAAAAAAACUUUGAAAGAGUGAAGAAUUCUGAUCAAUACAGUGAUUAACUCCAGUUCCAGAGGACUGAUGAUGAAGCAUGCUACUCUUGAUUGAAGAUGCAUGUUUUUGGACAUGACCACCGAGGAAAUUUAUUUUGCUGUACUGUACAUAUUUGUUAUAAGCAGGGGUGUGCUGAUGAAUGUUUAACAACCUGUAACCAAGAAAACAAAAUGGAAGCAGGACAUGGUUUUCAAUUUUAUCCUAAUUAUUGAUAUUUUCUCUGUUACUUAAUUCUAGAUACUAUGCUAAAUAAAUGAAACAAUAAA